Molecule: messenger RNA, 2392 nt
Organism: Trichomycterus rosablanca
Lineage: Eukaryota; Metazoa; Chordata; Actinopteri; Siluriformes; Trichomycteridae
Gene: utp25
Product: UTP25 small subunit processor component
Exons: 13
Coding region: 29-2242 (737 amino acids)
Biological process (GO): maturation of SSU-rRNA from tricistronic rRNA transcript (SSU-rRNA, 5.8S rRNA, LSU-rRNA)
Cellular component (GO): nucleolus; small-subunit processome
Molecular function (GO): U3 snoRNA binding; rRNA binding
Source: RefSeq, a predicted model, not a curated record
GCAGCGAGCAGCACAUGUGAGUGUAAUCAUGGGGAAACGGAAACAAAAACAACAGAUUUUUACUGAUUUAAGUAAGAAACAGAAGAAACACCUGAAGGAAUUCGGAGAGCAGCAUCCGUUUCAUGAUCAUGUCGUGGAAAGGCCUGAGAAAACUCAGAUUAUUCACUUGACGAAGAGAUCUGAGAACUUCAGUGCUGAGAGUGAUGAUGAAACGGAGGAGGAAAAACUGACUGCAUAUGAAAAGCUGCUCUCUACCAUGGGCACCAGCGCUGAUAAUGACAGUGAGGAUGAGGAGAGUGAGGAAGAGGAGGACGAAGAUGAUGCAGAGCAGGAAUUGGUUGACGCUGAUGAAGAGGAGGAAGAUGUAGAAGAAAGUGGAGAUGAUGAGGAUGAAGUGGAUGGAGAAGCUGUGGAGGAUGAAGAUGUGGAUGGAGUGAAGCAAACGGAGGGAGAGGAGGAGUUCACUGAUAAAUCACAUGAAGCUGAGUUCUGUUUAGAGUCAAAUCUGUCAAAUGAUGGGGAGCAGGAGAGAACUAAUCAUCUACAAGAAGACGUGUUUAUAAAGCACCAGGAAACGGAGCUGAGUGAAGCGGAGGUGAAGAAAAUCUCGGAAGGCUUUAAAAUCAGAACUCAGCUCAAGUGGUCCAGAUUGGGGGUUCUGCAGUGUGUGCAUCCACUAGAUCGGUUUCCCUCACUGGGUCCGUCCUCAUCUGUCCCUCUUCCUCACUUCCAUCAAACACUAGAGCCUAAAUGGUCUGCACUCAAUCAGCCCACCACAUCUGAAGGUUCGGGAUUCUCCGACCUGCAGAACGAGCUGCUGAAGAUCAUGGGUUCCUACAGAGACAUUUAUUACCCAGAAUGCUCCGUACUGGGUGGGGUAGCAGAGACACGGCAAGUGUACUGUCUUCACGUACUGAACCAUGUGCUGAAGGCUAAUUCCAGAGUUCUUACCCAUAAUUCCACGCUCAAGGAGGUCAAAGGUGGGGAGGAACGUGAGUUCCGAGACCAAGGACUCACCAGACCUAAGGUUUUAAUUCUGGUGCCGUUUCGGGACGGGGCUCUGCGGAUCGUUCAGACUUUCAUCUCCCUUCUGGAGAAGGAUGGCAAGAAGAUGGACGUCAGUAACAAGAAGAGAUAUAAAGAUGAAUACGGAGAGGGGCCCAACUCCAAACCGACCAAUCUGAACAGACCUGAUGAUUAUCACGCUGUGUUUUCAGGAAACAUCGAUGAUCACUUCAGGAUCGGCGUGUCCAUCCUGAAGCGCAGCAUGCGUCUCUACUCUCCGUUUUACUCCUCUGACAUCAUCAUCGCCUCUCCGCUGGGUGUGAGGACACUGAUUGGUGUGGAGGGCGACGCUCAGCGGGAUUUUGACUUCCUGUCCUCCAUUGAGCUGCUGGUGCUGGAACAGAGUGACGUGAUUCUCAUGCAGAACUGGGAACAUGUACUGCACAUAAUGAAGCAUAUGAACCUGCAGCCGCUGGACUCUCACGGUGUGGAUUUCUCCCGGGUACGAAUGUGGAACCUGAACAACUGGGCUCAGUUCUACAGACAGACGCUGGUCUUCAGUUCCAUUCCUGAUCCUCAGAUCAACAACAUCCUGUCUAAACACUGCCACAACUACAGAGGACAGGUGUGUGUUAAAAACCUCCCUAAAACUGGCUCCAUUUGCCAGGUCCACAUCCAGCUGCCUCACGUCUUCCAGAUGUUCCCGGCUGAGAGUUUUACAGAUCAUGAUGCCAGGUUCCAGUUCUUUGUGGACAAGGUGCUGCCCCAGUACAGAGACUCUGUAAUGUCGCACACUAUGAUCUACGUACCAUCAUAUUUUGAUUUCGUACGUUUGAGGAACUUUUUGAAGAAGCAGGAUGCAAGUUUUACUGUCAUCGGCGAGUACGCCUCCAGCUCAGAAAUCUCCCGGGCACGACAUCACUUCCUGACCGGAGAAAAACAGUUUUUGCUCUUCACAGAGAGAUUCCACUUUUACAAAAGAUACACCAUCAGGGGAAUCCAGAACCUGAUCUUUUAUGGUUUGCCCACUCGUGCUAAUUUCUACAGUGAGGUAUGUAACAUGCUGUGCGUUGGCACUACUGAAGUCAAGAGCAGCGCCAACUUCACCUGCACCGCCCUGUAUUCCCGUUAUGACGUGUACACGCUGGCCGCCAUCGUGGGCGCCGAGCGGGCCGCCAACAUGAUCCAGUCCAACAAAUCUGUCCAUCUCUUCAUUACUGGUGAGGAGAAGAGUUAAUGAGAGUGGAGGGGGUGCAGUUUGGACAAUAAAUGAAAAUAUGACAGAUAGACUGUACAGUUGACUGGCAAUACAGCAAGUCUCAGCCCUACUGAGAUUGGACAACUUUACAUUUAUACCCCUUUAUAAAAAUAAAGGGAUUUAAUUUUC